Messenger RNA from Lytechinus pictus (painted urchin), 2835 nucleotides. RefSeq lists its product as uncharacterized. The coding region runs from base 128 to 556 and encodes 142 amino acids. Lineage: Eukaryota; Metazoa; Echinodermata; Echinoidea; Temnopleuroida; Toxopneustidae. The record is from RefSeq and is a predicted model, not a curated record. The transcript has 3 exons.
GCCAUAGCGAGUACCCAAGCAGAACCCGGAAGCUCGCCAGCAACUCGAUCUGAUGUGGACAGGAUCGAUCAGGGCAUUAAUUUCCACCUUUAAUCGGCAUAAUAUCAUUCAUCAUUAAAUUAAAACAAUGAGUCAACAACAGUACCACUGGGAGGCUUUAAGGAAGCAACGUGUCAUCGACAGACAAUUAGCAGCUAAGAAUAAAUUUGCUGAUGAAGAGAGGAGAAUGGCUGAAACGUGCUCUGAGGACAUGGCCAGGGAACAGCUAGAGAGUAGACAGAUGGAUCACGAGAGAAGACGUCAACUCGCCGAUCAGAUCCAGAAACGAGAUCGACAAGGAAUCCACAACACCUACAGAGAUAGAGAACAAACAAUCCAGAGGCUGGUUAGCGAGAGAACAUGGCACGAUGACCUCAUCGCGAAGAUGGACCAGAAGGAAAAAGACGACAUGCUCAAGGAUCUUCUCCGGGACCACGCCCAAAAGUCUAAGAUUCUCAGGGAUCGAGGCUUGUAUCGAGGGGAUGCCAAGUUCUUCAUCGAUCCCCAGUAUAACUGAUUAUUUAGCCAUCAUUCUUUUCUUCAUCUCUCGGCUCGGUGCCGUCUUUGGUCCUGGAUGCAGGGAUCCAUCCAUGGGGAGUGUUUCAUGAGAAAAUAGUUCAGUGAUUUUCACUGAUUACUUUGCUCUAAGCCAAUCAAUUUCGAGGAUUUUCAGUGACUUUUAACAAUAGUCAAUGAAGACCACUGACUGAAUUAUUUCAUGAAAUGCUCCCAAACACUUAACUAUUCUAGUUGUAGCCUUACGACUGAUUGUAUGGUCAACUUUCAUGAUUGAUUUUAUUUUGUGGUCAAUACAAUCAAUCGUAAAACCUUGAUCUACAAUCAAUUACUGAGCUUUGUUUAAUGGGUCCCUGGUCUUGGAUCACUGGUCAUUAAGAGUUCCCUGGUUGCUAUAGCGAUUUAACCUUGUUCCAGUGAAAAUGUGGCAAAAACCAAUUCAAGUUAUUGUCUGUAUAAUUUCUGUAGAGAUGUGUACAAAUCUCUAUAGAAACCAGUGUUAUCCAUUUGCUUAAUUAUAGGCUCUUUCUGAAGAGAAACGAUGGAAAACAUUCAAUGUCUGCAUUAUGAUUACUUGUAUGUGUGGCUUCUUAUAUUCAAGUUUCAGUAUUUGGAAAGCACUAAAUGGAGCACUGCUUUGUAUGGUAUUCUGAAAACAAAUGUGUUAACUGUUCAUGAGUGGUGUUUGAUAAACAAGCUGGAAUCCUCAUUUCAAAGAUGUAUUAGAUCGAAGGCCUGGAGCCCUUCUUACGAAGAGUUGUGAUUGAUCUGAUCAAUCGCAACUAUGGAAAGCCAGCAAAGUCAACAUAUUAAAUGCUGUUUGUUUUAAAAUUUUCUAGAUAUGAGUGUAUAUCCAUAAAGUCAUUGAUUUCUUGACAAGUUUGUGUGAUUUCCUUUGUUUACAAAAGACAUUUUGCAAAUUUCCUGUAGAAAAAAUUAUGACACUGAUGGAUUUCCAUAGAGUUACGAUUGAUUGGAUCAAUCAUAACUCUUUGUAAGACAGGGCCCUGGUCUGUCAUCUGAAGGCCGGGGGAAUAUAUACUCACGAAGGGUGAAGACUCUACAUUAUAAGAUCCAAAACCACUUUGAUCGGACUGGAACAUAUCCCAAGUCAAAUGAUAGGAUUAUCUAGAAUAAUCUACAUAAACACCAUUGAAUGGUUAAAAGUAGAAAUGUUUUCAGAAUGUCAUCCCAAGAUUCAUUGCUCCGUUAUAUUACACAUUUCACCACCAUACAAAUAGUGGUAACUGUAGUGGUACGUAUCUCGAUAUAUAGUAUGAAAGAGCUUAGUUUGAAAAAAAAGGGAAAUAAAAUAUUUUUUACCUUUGAAGUUUUUAGGGAGCAAAUGACCUUUCACAAUUCAUCUUAUGUACACCUACUCUCUUUGUUCCCGUACAUUUUUAAACCCAUAUUUAUGAAAAAAAUUAAAAAGCAGAGAACCUUUUUUUCUAGCAUCGAAUAACACAUCAGUGAUAGAAAUGAUUACCGGGUAUAUUUUAAAUUUAUGAUUUUUUGUGGUUUUAUUUAAUGUUUUAAUCCUAUGUUUUAUGAAUAUAUAAUUAUUGUUGCUAUGUAAGUGUUCAUUUUUGUGCUAAUAUCUAUUCUCCGUCCAGUAUUUUCAUUCAGCUUUGUGAAAAUUAUUUCAAGUGUAUUGGGAUGAUUCUGUUACAACUAAUAUUGAUUUCACUGUAUUGAGAUAGAAUCAGUUUUAUGUGGUUCGAUUGGUCCAAAUUACUAAAAUUUUAGGCAUAACAGUAAAUCAAAUCACCCCAAUGCCAUUGAAAGUUUAAAUAAUAUAUUUAUGUAUUUUUAUCUAUGCAAUUUUUCUGUGCACAACUGACUUAGCGUAAAUAUAUUUAAGUGAGCACCUAUAAUGCUAUGCAUGCAUGCCUAUCAAAAUGGUAGGCCCCCAUUUGUUCUCCAGUUAUUUGUAUAAUUCUGAUUGAGAUUAGAUUUAAUUGUUUAGUUUCAGAACAUUGUAUAAACAAAGGAAAAUUUUCAAUGUACAAACAUGAUGCAUCAAAUAAAUAUUGAUUAUUAUAUUGAAUAUUGCUAAAACUAUAUUCCUUGAAUUUUUCAAACCUGAUCAGCUAAGAAUAUUUUAAAUUUAGUAAAAUAGAAAUAUGAGAUGAAUAAACAAUUCAAGAUCAACAAUUAGAGUCAGCUUCCCCAAAUUGUGAUGAAUAUCAAUUAGAAUGAUGUAAUUAUCAAAAAGGAAUGUAAUAAACUCCAAAAUGUUACAGAUAUUUUUUUCACUUAGCAUUAAAAGAGUAAGUAUUA